GCGGCGCAGGCGCGGACUGGUUGGGGCUCCGCUUCCCUUCAGCCACCAGGCCCUGCGAGCUCCCAGCGGCGGCGGGAGCGGCGGGGCUGGAGAGGGGCGAGGAAGGGGCGCCGGCGCCGCCCCCGCGGGCAGGGAUCGCGCAGAGCCCCCCCCACCCCCGUCCCCGGCUCUUUGCAUCGCCCGCCGGGCGCGGCACCGCGCUUUGGAACCUUCGCCGCGCCAACGUUCCAAAGCGGGACCGGCAACGUUCGAAAUUGGAACGUCCGCGGCGGCUGCGGCGGCUUUGUUCCCUCCUCCCCGCCCCUCCUCCCUCUCUCUCCCUCCUCCCCACCGCCCCUCCUCCUCCCCCGCCGCCCCCUCCUCCCUCCCUCGAAGCCCCCCCGGCGACCCCUCCCACCCACCCCUCCACCCCGGGCGCAUGGAAGGCGCCUGAAGACCCCCCGCCCCAGCCCCAAGAAGCCCACCCAGAGACCCCGCCUUGGGAAUCGGAGGCAGAGGUCUCAUGGUACCCAGUGACGUGUCCUUCUUGUGAGAUCCAGUCCCCGGAGUCCCCCGAAAAAAUGUCAGGAAUCCAGGCCGUCUGGCAGUCUGGUACAGAAUGUAUCGCCAAGUACAAUUUCCACGGCACUGCCGACCAGGACCUUCCGUUCAGCAAAGGAGAUGUUCUCACCAUCAUCUCUGUCACCAAGGACCCCAACUGGUACAAAGCGAAAAAUAAGGUGGGCCGUGAAGGGAUCAUCCCAGCCAACUACGUGCAGAAGCGGGAAGGGGUGAAGGCCGGGAUCAAGCUCAGCCUGAUGCCUUGGUUCCACGGGAAGAUCACCCGCGAGCAGGCUGAACGGCUGCUGUACCCACCUGAAACGGGCCUCUUCUUGGUGCGCGAGAGCACCAACUACCCAGGGGACUAUACCCUCUGCGUCAGCUGCGACGGGAAGGUGGAGCACUACCGCAUCAUGUACUCCUCCAGCAAGCUCAGCAUCGACGAAGAGGCGUACUUCGAGAACCUCAUGCAGCUGGUAGAGCACUACACCUCGGACGCUGACGGAUUGUGCACACGCCUCAUCAAGCCCAAAGUCAUGGAGGGCACCGUGGCUGCCCAGGACGAGUUCUCGCGCAGUGGAUGGGCCCUCAACAUGAAGGACUUGAAAUUGCUGCAGACCAUCGGCAAAGGCGAAUUUGGGGAUGUGAUGCUUGGCGAUUAUCACGGGAACAAGGUGGCUGUGAAAUGCAUUAAAAACGACGCGACGGCGCAGGCCUUCCUAGCAGAAGCUUCAGUAAUGACGCAGCUACGACACAGUAAUCUAGUGCAGAUGUUGGGGGUGAUUGUGGAAGAAAAGAGUGGCCUCUACAUCGUCACGGAAUACAUGGCAAAGGGAAGCUUAGUCGAUUACCUCCGCUCCCGAGGGAGGUCUGUGCUGGGAGGAGAUUGCUUGCUAAAGUUCUCCUUAGACGUCUGCGAAGCCAUGGAGUACCUGGAAGCCAACAAUUUCGUUCACCGGGACCUGGCGGCGAGGAACGUGCUUGUCUCGGAGGACAACAUUGCCAAAGUCAGUGAUUUUGGGCUGACGAAAGAAGCCUCGUCCACCCAGGACACGGGCAAGUUGCCGGUGAAGUGGACAGCCCCAGAAGCACUUAGAGAAAAGAAAUUUUCCACGAAGUCAGACGUGUGGAGCUUUGGUAUACUUCUCUGGGAAAUCUACUCCUUCGGGCGAGUGCCUUAUCCGAGAAUUCCUCUGAAGGACGUAGUUCCUCGCGUGGAGAAGGGAUACAAGAUGGACUCCCCCGACGGCUGCCCCCCGAUUGUCUACGACGUGAUGAAGAACUGCUGGCACUUGGACCCUGCCCACCGGCCUGCCUUCCACCAACUACGGGAACAGCUAGAGCAUAUCAAAGCCGCCGAGCUUUACCAGUGAGGGCGGGGCUGGGGGCUGGGCUUCCUCCGGACACGCCUCUUCCAUCACUUCCUACGAUCCACCUCCUCCCCCCACCUCACUUGCACGUGUGUCGGGGUGGGGUGGGGGGGUCUGAGCAAGGGACCGAGCGCGUUGAUUAUUUUUUUUCAUUUGAUCAGGAAUCGGCACCUCGCCACUCAAAGGACCGUACUUAGAUAAACCAUACUGGACUUGUGCGUAUCCACAACCUACCUUGGUGGGUGGCCGCAGGGGGAGGAAUCUGGCUUUUUCCGCAGCCGCGGGGAGCUCUCUCCUGCAUCCCUUUCACCUGAAGAUGCACAUGAAAGAAGCAACGGCAGAUCUGCCCGCCUCCCAGGGUUUUCUUCACUCCCCACCUUGUAGGAAUCCGAUUGGCCAUGGAGGAUUUAGCGAUAUUUUAGUAGCAUGUUCUUAGCCUUCCAAACAGUCUCCAAUUCCUCUUUGCGGAUCGAGGCCCACUUCUGUCUUUCCUUCCCCUUUUAAUUUCUCCUUAGGACCUGACUUUGUACCGACAGGGAGGAAUUAAAAAGAGGCGUGAAAUUCAGUCACAAUCAGGAGAGGAGACCGAGGGAAGGAAAAGAGAGUUGGGGGGGGGGGGGUUAAGAUUGGAGGGUUUUUCAGCGCCUUUUGGUACUUUUGCUGUUUUGGGAACCACCCAGUUCCCAAUCCAGUAUUUUCUCCCCCCUCCCGCAGUCUUAUUUUGUUCCAGGUAUUUUUAUUAUUAUUAUUAUUAUUACGAUCCUGUUUUUCUCGUUUUCAAAACUGCACCGAAAGAAAAAAUCAGCUCGUCUGCUGGGUUGUACCGAAGUUACAAAUCUUAUUUUUUAAGGUAAUGAUUAAAAAAAGUUUUAAAAAGAGAAAGAGAGAGGAGAAAUCCACACAGACACAAAGUAAACCACGCUCGACUUUAGCGAGCUUGUAUCCAGGCCGCCCGGCGAGGGCACGUUUCAAACCGUAGACGCCACCCCACGGAUCGACCGUUUUGGAUCGUUUUUUGCUUACGACGGUGUUUGCAUGCCCAUCUUCUGAGGCCUUUUCCGGUCCUGUCUCGUGCUUUUAUGCUCAUUUAAUGCUGCCGACCAUGAGAUUAAACUGUAAUAAUAAAAAGAAACCAUUCCAUACAA
This is a messenger RNA of Sphaerodactylus townsendi, 3055 nucleotides long. It is a transcript of the gene CSK, whose product is annotated as C-terminal Src kinase. The coding region runs from base 561 to 1913 and encodes 450 amino acids. Lineage: Eukaryota; Metazoa; Chordata; Lepidosauria; Squamata; Sphaerodactylidae. The transcript has 13 exons. Gene Ontology annotation, biological process: regulation of Fc receptor mediated stimulatory signaling pathway; protein phosphorylation; adherens junction organization. The record is from RefSeq and is a predicted model, not a curated record. Gene Ontology annotation, molecular function: ATP binding; protein tyrosine kinase activity; protein binding.